CGCGGAGCCAAGGCCCAUGCUGAUUUCCUCGCGCGCGCGGUUCAGUGCGGGCGCAAGCUCUCGAUCGACAGGCGGCUCCGGAGGGCUUUUGCAUCGCAGGGCUGCCCCCGAGCGACAAGAUGAUCCUCACGCAGUGCGCCGUCUGCGCCACCGAGCUUGGGCUAUCCUUGGGCAAGAAAUGCGGCCGCUGCAGCACACGCUACUGUGGGCCCGAAUGCCAGGUGCAGCACUGGAAAGAAGGCGGGCACGACCAGCUCUGUAAGAAAAUAAAAAAAGCAGGCGGCGCCGAGCAAUACAACGCAAAUGAGAAGUACGCGGAGGCCGUCGCGGUCGCGGUCAAGAAGUGCGCGGAGGACACGAAGGGCCAGACGUGCUACAUCUGCACGCAGGCUUUGCAUUGGAAAACGAAGGAGGGCCUCGUGCGCGGGUGCGCGUGCCGCGGGACGGCGGGCUUCGCGCACGUGUCGUGCCUGGCGGAGCAGGCGAAGAUUUUGGUCGCGGAUGCCGAGGAGAGGAAUUUGGAUGAUGAUAAGUUCGAGCGGUGGUACACGUGCGGCCUGUGCGAACAGGAGCAUCAUGGCGUCGUGCGGUGCGCGCUUGGGUGGGCUUGCUGGAAGACGUAUGUGGGUCGGCCGGAGACGGACGCGGCUCGGCGCUUAGCAAUGGGCUUGCUUGGGAAUGGUUUAUCCGCGGCAAAACAUCACGAGGACGCCUUGGCCGUGAAAGAGGCCGACUUGUCUACGAUGCGGCGCCUUGGCGCGUCAGAAAAUAAUAUUCUCGUCGCGCAGAGCAAUCUUGCGAACUCGCAUGUGAGGCUUGGACGAAACGAACAGGCCUCAAAUAUGCUUCGAGAUGUAUACUCCGGACGUUUGAGGCUCAAUGGCGAGGAACAUCAAUCAACCCUCCGAGCUGCCCUCAACUAUGCGAUUCUCCUUGCCACUCUAAAGCGGUUCAAAGAGGCCAAGUCGCUGCUGCGCCCUGCGAUUCCCGUGGCGCGGCGUGUUCUUGGUGAGAGUCAUGAUCUUACGCUCUCGAUGCGGUCGAUUCACGCCUCUACGCUCUACCUGGACCCCGGUGCCACCCUCGACGAUUUACGCGAGGCCGUGAUGACGCUCGAGAAUGUGGCACUCAUCACCCGGCGCGUGCUUGGCGGCGCGCAUCCGCUCGCGGUGGGUUUUGAGGGCAGCCUGCGAAAUGCGCGAGCCGCGCUCGCCGCCCGCGAAGGCGACGACGUGAGCGCCCUCUGCGACGGGGUCGACGCGAUGACGCCGAGGGGUGCGUAAGAAUAUCCAUCUGCU
Messenger RNA from Pelagomonas calceolata, 1298 nucleotides. Lineage: Eukaryota; Pelagophyceae; Pelagomonadales; Pelagomonadaceae. The record is from the annotation of a GenBank genome assembly.